UCUAGGAGACGUGACGCUUCUUCUUCCUCCUCCGCUGCGGGACCACCACGUCUUUACGGCGGUGAGGGUGUGGACGUAGGCACCGUUCAGACUGCUCGAAGACGCCGGAACGCCGCUAUUAACCUCCCCUGUCGCUACUUCAUCGCUAUAUAUCCGGGUUGUGUGAGUGCCCACAAAGCUGUGUGAUCGUGUCCCUCACUGUCCCAGGUGAGGGACAGAUGCACGCCACGCCCCGCGCCGGAUAAAACCUACACCUGAUCACCCGACAUAACCAUCGACUGUCUCAGGUUAAACCUUAGAGCCCCAGUACACCAUCCAAGAUGGAUGACAUCUUCACGCAGUGUCGAGAAGGCAAUGCGGUAGCCGUGCGCUUGUGGUUGGACAACACAGAGAAUGAUCUCAACCAGGGGGAUGACCACGGCUUCAGUCCUCUUCAUUGGGCGUGCAGGGAGGGCCGGUCCAGCGUGGUAGAUAUGCUCAUAAUGAGAGGCGCCCGCAUCAACGUCAUGAACCGCGGAGAUGACACGCCCCUACACCUGGCUGCCAGCCACGGACAUCGCGACAUUGUGGGCAAGCUGAUUCAGUGCAAAGCAGACACCAAUGCAGCCAACGAACACGGGAACACACCACUGCAUUAUGCUUGCUUCUGGGGCCAAGACUUGGUGGCAGAGGAUCUGGUGAACAAUGGGGCUCAGGUGAGCAUCUGUAACAAAUAUGGGGAAACUCCUCUUGAUAAAGCCAAACCUCAUCUGCGAGAGCUCCUCAAAGAAAAGGCUGAGAAAUUGGGACAGAACUUGACUAAAAUUCCCUUUAAGGACACUUUUUGGAAAGGAACCACCAGAUCUCGACCUCGCAACGGCACUUUGAACAAACAUGCAGGCAUUGACUAUAAACAGCUCUCUCUCCUGGCUAGAAUAAACGAGAACCAGUCAGGAGAGUUGUGGCAAGGGCGCUGGCAAGGAAACGAGAUUGUGGUCAAAGUGUUAAAAGUUCGCGACUGGACCACAAGGAAAAGCAGAGACUUCAAUGAGGAAUAUCCCAAACUCAGGAUUUUUUCCCAUCCGAAUGUCCUUCCCAUGUUGGGAGCAUGUCCGUCUCCUCCCGCCCCUCACCCCAUCAUCAUCACACACUGGAUGCCUUAUGGCUCCCUCUACAAUGUGCUGCAUGAGGGCACCAACUUUGUGGUGGACCAGACGCAGGCAGUGAAGUUUGCGCUGGAUAUUGCCUGUGGGAUGGCCUUCUUGCACACGCUUGAACCAAUGAUCCCUCGCCACUAUCUUAACAGCAAGAGCAUCAUGAUAGAUGAAGACAUGACUGCUAGGAUCAGCAUGGCAGACGUCAAGUUCUCCUUUCAGUGUCCCGGCAGGAUGUACUCGCCCGCUUGGGUCGCCCCUGAGGCCCUGCAGAAGAAGCCGGAGGAGAUCAACCGGCGGUCAGCAGACAUGUGGAGCUUUGCUGUGCUGCUGUGGGAGCUGGUGACCAGGGAGGUUCCCUUUGCAGACCUUUCCAACAUGGAGAUCGGCAUGAAGGUGGCCUUGGAGGGCUUGAGGCCCACCAUUCCUCCCGGCAUCUCCCCCCACAUCUGCAAGCUGAUGAAGAUUUGCAUGAACGAGGACCCGGCCAAGAGGCCCAAAUUUGACAUGAUUGUACCCAUUCUGGACAAAAUGCAGGACAAGUGAAACAAAAAAAGCCUCUCCAUUUGUAGUGGACAUCUUAGCGCGGAUGUUGGCGCUUGCCAGUAUUGCCUUAAACAUUUUUUUUCCUUACUGCAGCAUUGAGCACCAGCUUCUCUCCUGUAUUUUCUGUUUCAUUGUGGGGGUUUUCCCCAUCCUCAUUGCUGAUGCAAUCCUGUCCCAUCAUGUUGACUGUAAUCGUAGGAAGACUGAAUAUAUAACCUGCGGAGGGCAGCACCACGCAUCGCCUCAGUGAGUUUUAUUUGGAAGUGAAUGGUGUAUUUACGCUGGAAACUUCUGCAGUAUAACUUUCUUUUCCAGACGUGUCAGCAUUUCUUGUGUGACUUGUAAGGCUGUCCAAUCCAAACUAUUUUCUGUACACUUAAUAACAGAAUAUUUAUCUGCGCCUUUUCAUUUUAAAUCUAAAGCCACUAUUUUUACCUGACGUCACAUUUUUAAAAAAUAAUACUGCAAAUGUGCUUUUGUAAAAUAACAUUGAAGUCUCUUAGCUGUACAACAUCAAUUCAAAAGUGCCUGGGAUGAGACACGAGUGUUCUUAUAUGUUGAAUUGUAGCAAACAAUACCCUGUACCAUACUGUAAAUCAACACAUCAUUGUUUCACGUUGUUUUAUAAUCAUACUUUGUCUUUUACAGCUUAUUUUUCUUACUUAUGAUCAUUUCCCACUCAUCUAUCUCAAUUCAUUGUUUCUGUGCCUCCACCAGCUUUGCUUGCUUGUGUCCAAUCACAGGUUGUUGAAGCCAAACUCUAAAGCAACCCAUACAAAUGUAUUUAUAUAUAUAU
Molecule: messenger RNA, 2475 nt
Organism: Entelurus aequoreus (snake pipefish)
Lineage: Eukaryota; Metazoa; Chordata; Actinopteri; Syngnathiformes; Syngnathidae
Product: integrin-linked protein kinase
Exons: 13
Coding region: 321-1679 (452 amino acids)
Biological process (GO): integrin-mediated signaling pathway; substrate adhesion-dependent cell spreading; cell-matrix adhesion
Cellular component (GO): focal adhesion; stress fiber
Molecular function (GO): protein binding; protein kinase activity; ATP binding
Source: RefSeq, a predicted model, not a curated record